Messenger RNA from Colletotrichum lupini, 1458 nucleotides. RefSeq lists its product as uncharacterized. NCBI's taxonomy places the organism in Eukaryota, Fungi, Ascomycota, Sordariomycetes, Glomerellales, Glomerellaceae. The record is from RefSeq and is a predicted model, not a curated record. The coding region runs from base 1 to 1458 and encodes 485 amino acids. The transcript is spliced from 13 exons.
AUGUCUUUCAUGGCCGCGCUUAGAGCACAGAAGAACGAGACAGUGGGAGGAAGACGAGACGGGUCCAAAGCCCAAGCAGUGGCGAAGCCGAUCUGUAUCAUAGCAAAUUCAAGCCAAGAAGGCCGGUUUACUCUGUGGUUGGUUGUACUAGACACUGGAGAUUAUGAUACGGGAAGGAGAAUUUGCGAGAUUUUCUCAAAGGAGGCGGCGGUCUUCUCAACGGUCUCACCGGAGAGAAUUGUAUUGUGGAAUCCCCUGUUUAAAGGAUCGAUGGCGGCUUGUGCAAAGAUCAUGUCAAGGCAACAUCUACAGCGACCCUUACAGGGACUCACAGAUGAGAAUCUGGAGACGAAGACAGCCCACCUUCGUCGGGGGCUUGCGAGAUUGACGACCGCCAAGCUAAAGCAUCGUGCUGCCCAUAUAUCAUGGGCAUCGACUUUUAACCAGCUCCAGGGUCAAAUUCACGGCUGGAGCGGUAACCGAUCCUUCAUAGUGACGCUGAACUCAUGUUUCAUCGCGUUCAUCGAUAGGACUGAAAAGGUGUGCUUUUGCAUGUGCGAAACUGGGACAAUCGAGGGAAAGAUCAAAUCAGAGCGCAUCCGAUUCUUCCUGGUGGCGCUGCCGCUUGUCCAACUCAAACUAUCUGAAGCGCGAACCUCAGCGGGGAAGCUUAAGGAGUACAUGCAAAAAUUUCCAUUGGAUAGCCUCCAGUCUUUUUCAGAAACCUGUGCUUUCCUUCACAUUGAAAACCCCUUGAUCUCCUCUGAAGUUUUCAACCUGUUUUGGACCUGUAUCGCACUUCCCCUCCUCGGCUUGCCUUCAUUCGGCUCAAGAAGCGACAAAUUACGACAAAUUCACCCUGACUUGCGCCGUGAGAUUGAGCAAACAUUAUUUUCGAAGGAUCUGAUGAUCGGAUCCAGCGUCAUCACACUCGCUCCAAGCCAUUCGUGUCUUCCCGGAUCGUGGUCGAAUGCAACGGGGAACAUCCGACGAAUCCAGAUCGCAUUCUACGAUGGUCACGAAGAACAAGCGUCCUCGGUGACUUAUAACCUUACUCGGCUCGAGCCCAGCCAUGUGCUGCAGAAGAUGAUCAAAACCGAAAAGGCGGCUUUCGAAGAAUCCGUCCAGUACUUUCGAACAUUUCACGAUACAGUGCAGUGGUUGGCAAAGAACGACGAUAGGACCUAUCCAAAGUCAGAGGAGGCUUCCCAGAAGUACUCGAAGUCCGAAAUUCAUCCUAGCUUGUUCAAUCUCCGAGAGAUCGGUGCCCACCAUCGAGCCUCCAAAAUUCUUUGCUUGUCUCCCAGUGAAGGCGCAAACAACGAAAUUCAGAUGUUUUCCUCCCAACGAGCCAGCGGCAUGGAGCAAAUGGGUUCAACCUCACAAAAAGAUGCUCCUGCCUUCAAUUUUCAUAUCCCUAGUUUUCAAAUCACCGAAAAGGAGCCAAGAACGCCGUAG